UUCUCUUCUGUAAUCUAUAUGUUCUAUAUUCAUCUGAAAUCCUUGUUGAGCUUUUAUUAAAUACUACUAAGUACUAUUUGUUCCUACUUCAUAUUUUUAGAUAUCUUAAGUGUUCAAUCUCGAUCAAAUUUGCAAACUAGGAAAAGAAAGUACAACACCCUUUGCUCAAGAGCUCUGGUUUUGGAAAGUCCGCAUUUAGUAUUAGUUUGAAAGGAAGUAGAACAACAUCAUACAUUGCAACUCCAGAGAUAGAUUGCACAAGACCCGGAGGUGGAGAAAUUCAAUCCAUUUGUGGAAUGCAGACUUAUCAAGAAAAAAGCCAGGAGGAGUUGAGGUUUGAGGACUACCAGUUAGCCUUUGUUCUUUGGUCCUCUGCAGCCAGAAAUGACUCCUAAAGUUGGAGCAACACUUCCAACAACCAACGCUUCUCACCCAUCAACAGAAGGGUCUAGUUGCUCAGAAAUUGGACAAGGAGGUGGUCAGCCAAGUAUCAAUGACCAACAGGUGCAUGGCAGCUUUGGAUGCUGAAAAUUACUUGCAAGAAAUCGGUGCCCAAGAGGGGUCUUACUUUCCGAGAAUCAUGGAAGUGAAUCCAUCACCAAUUAUGCCUCCUGCUUUUCCUAGAAUCAUGGAAGUGAAUCCAUCACCAAUUACGCCUCCUGCUGAAACACAACCUUCAGUCCAAAUCUCGGUAGAGCACCUGAAUUUGGCAACAUCCAUCCAGUAUGGAAUUUCUAGUUUACCUGUUUCUAACAACCCUACUACGAUCAGACGAAAAUCCUCGUUGAUAAUUCGACAUUCAUCUCUAAGUCAGCAUAUGUUGCCACCGAAAUACAAACCUACAAGUGAUAUACCAAAGGUGAAAAGUUGGAUUUUAUGUGAGACUUGUUUAGUAGUUUGUGGCAUGCUUUGGUUGAUGGACUAAAUUUUAAGAUAAACACAUAUCAUAUGCAAAGAUUGCAAGUACGGGUAUCCUUUUGGUGAUAUAAUACAACACAAAGUCCAUAUUUUCCUCUAAUCCAAGUAAAACACUGGAAAAUUUAACAGGACUAUAAAAUUUGUUUAUGUAGUUCUCUUUUUCAUGGAUGAAGAAAACACUUCUGGUGUACUAAGGACAGAAGUCAUCAUCAUUCCAAGGGACUGGGCAAUUUUCUAAAAUUUUCCCCUCUACCAACAGCGUUGAAGUUUGAGGUGGGAAUUCACUCAGGGUUUGAGGUGGUAAUUUUCCUUUCUACCACACGGCUCAAUUUUUCUGUUUAUUUUAUCAAACAGGGAUCAGGUAUUUCAUUUUUUUGGUAACUAAAAACUGUGGAACCUAAAUUUUGCAAAAUCAAAACCAGUAGCGAAUAUGAAUUACCAGAAACUGAAUUGUUUUGGAUCACUGGUCUUGUAUUUGGAUGCAGGAACUUGUAACAGGUGUUCCGACAUUCCAUGAGAGGUGUUCAUCUUCUCUGCUAACAACAACAACAAACCCAAUGUAGUACCAUAAGCAGGGCUCUGGGAUAGAGUGUUCACAGAUCCCUACCUUGUGGAGGUAGAGAAACUAUUUCCGAAAGAUCCUCAGCUCGAGUAACGCACAUCAAAGUAGUCAAAAGUUCUGUCUUUUCUACUAUUGUAAGAUAAUUGUACCAGCUAAAAACAUCUAAAGAACAAUGGAACACUAUAGAGUUCAGGAAGAUAAGGGUAGGAUAAAUCUCAAAGGUGUCGAAAAUAACUAAUUUUGCCUUUACUAGCAUUCCUAAAAUUUAUUUAAAAGUGCUUUCAGAUUGCGGCUUUCUAGUUAUGUUGAGAAGUCUAUAGGAAGCUUACCUGAGAUUUGGUGUUCUGUUAACCACAUUGCCUUUUACACAGAGGAAAAAGAAGAAAUUGUGUGGAGAGUAUUUUCAAAGUAUUUCCAAAUAGAAUAAGUUGGUAUUUUAUCUUGACCUAUAGGUUAUUGGCAUCUUAAUGUAUAUAUUUCUAUGUGUCUAUUUAUUGUAACAGGAUAAUUGUUAUUGCACUUUCUGACAUAUUGUGACUUGAUCACAUGUAUGGAUUUAGCAAAGAAGUUGUUGAAUGCCAUGUUAUGUCUUUUGAUGAAAUAUCUAUAGACAUCUCUUCUUAGUUCCAUGGGGAAAUUUCCCUGUCACGAGAAUAAAAUGGCUAAAAAAUGUAUUGCCUGAGUCACUGGGCUACUAAAAGAUAUCAGAUGGAGACCAAAAUUCUGGGGGGCGCUAGUAUUUAACCAAAUAGGGGAGGGGGUGAGGGAGUGGUUGGGCUAUAGAAGAAGAGGUG
This is a messenger RNA of Solanum tuberosum (potato), 2274 nucleotides long. RefSeq names its product nuclear pore complex protein NUP98B-like. Bases 494 to 925 code for a protein of 143 amino acids. The transcript has 6 exons. NCBI's taxonomy places the organism in Eukaryota, Viridiplantae, Streptophyta, Magnoliopsida, Solanales, Solanaceae. The record is from RefSeq and is a predicted model, not a curated record.